Molecule: messenger RNA, 5500 nt
Organism: Choloepus didactylus (southern two-toed sloth)
Lineage: Eukaryota; Metazoa; Chordata; Mammalia; Pilosa; Megalonychidae
Product: cytochrome c oxidase assembly protein COX11, mitochondrial
Exons: 4
Coding region: 11-841 (276 amino acids)
Cellular component (GO): mitochondrial inner membrane
Molecular function (GO): copper ion binding
Source: RefSeq, a predicted model, not a curated record
UGACUCUCUGAUGUUCUUUCCGGGGGCAAUGGGAGGGUUUUGCCGUCUGGGAUGGAGGCGGUUCACUUUAUGUGGCUGGCGGUGGAGUCACCCUGGGUACCCAGAUAGGGUAGAGCCAUUUCUCAGGCCGAGAUGGCGUGGGACAGGAGGUGCUGAAAAGGAUCUUAGGCAGCUCCGGACGUGGGGGCGCCCGAGCCUGGCUCGAGAUUUGGUGGUGCAGUCGCGGCGUCAGAAGAGCACAAACCCGUUCACGCGCGCCCAGAAGGAGGACUGGAGGCGGCGGAAUAAGACGCUUCUCACGUACGUGGCCGCUGCUGCCGUGGGCAUGCUGGGGGCCUCUUACGCCGCGGUCCCCCUCUAUCGGCUCUAUUGCCAGACUACUGGACUUGGAGGAUCUGCAGUGGCAGGCCAUGGGUCCGACCAGAUUGAAGCCAUGGUGCCUGUUAAGGACCGCAUUAUUAAAGUUACCUUUAAUGCAGAUGUGCAUGCAAGUCUCCAGUGGAACUUCAGACCUCAGCAAACAGAACUAUAUGUAGUGCCAGGAGAGACUGCACUGGCAUUUUAUAAAGCUAAGAAUCCUACUGGCAAACCAAUAAUUGGGAUUUCUACAUACAAUGUUGUGCCAUUUGAAGCUGGACAGUAUUUCAAUAAAAUACAGUGCUUCUGUUUUGAAGAACAAAGGCUUAAUCCACAAGAGGAAGUAGAUAUGCCAGUGUUUUUCUACAUUGAUCCUGAAUUUGCUGAAGAUCCAAAAAUGGUGAAUGUUGAUCUCAUAACUCUUUCUUAUACUUUUUUUGAAGCAAAGGAAGGGCACAGAUUGCCAGUUCCAGGUUAUAAUUGAAGUCAGUAGCUAAGUUUGGCUUCAAAUUUGUGAUUUUUUAAAAAUCAUGUUUCUUGCCUUCUCAGAGGAGAAAUAUUCUAUAAUAUAGAACCUAUUUUAAAUAUUUAAUGAUGGUUCUUUUUUUUCCCCUUCUAACUAAUUUAUUCCACUUAAAAUUAUGAGAAGAUUCCACUUUUAUCAUAAGGAACCCACAAUGUCUAUUUAGAAUGUGUGACUAUUCAAUACCAUACUUAAGAUUAAAACAAACUGUUUCUUAUAUAUGCAGAUAUGGACUGUAUGGUACAGCUGAUUCAGCAGUUUGCUUCCAAAUUAUUGGCCCCUCAUACUUGGAGCAGUGAAUCUGAGAAUUUUUAAGAAAUUUUUGCUCAGGAUUAUUUAAUUUUAGACUACAGGCCAGAACUUCUGACCAUGUUUAUUAUUAUCUCUUAAGAAACUAAUUGCUACUUUCCUUCAGUGUGAAGAGACAACUAUCUUAAAAGCUCAAAGUGGAAGAGACAUCACUAAGUAACUUGAACCCUAAUAGCUUGCCCAAAGACUACAUUCUUAUUUUAAAUUCUACUUUAUUUUUCCACUAAGAUCUAUUGUACAUUCAUAGUACUAAACAGAUAAUUACUCUGAAAUUGUGGUGGCAUGAAAUUGAAAUAAAAUGCCUAAGCACAUCUACUAGACUUCUGGCACUUACCAUGAUAGUUCCAGAUCCCUGAAUGUCAAAAUGUAAGGGUGAGAUUGUGUACAUUUACUGACAUCAGAAGUUCUAAGGUGAACAAAUACUGUAAAAUGAUAUAUUAAAUUAUUUUAACAGUAAUUUAUUUGUCAUUGUAAUUUCUGUAAACCAGUCCACAGUUUAUUCUGAACAUUUUCCAGUAGUUGUUGUUCCAAAGGGAAAUGUUAAAUUACAGUAAAAAGGAAAACAAAAAGAACAUUUAGUGUAUUAUAAAGAAUCAUACUUAAAGGCAACGCAGUACACAAUCCAGUGACCUGUUCAGGACACUUGAAAUACAAUUAAACCACAAUCAUCAGGGUUUUUAUAAUUCAUAAUUCUAAACAACAGUAUUAUUUAUAAAGAAGUGCAAAUUGACUUUUACAUUCAAUUUAGUUAAAUGAAGGCACUCAGUAUUCUUCCUGAAUAAUAUCUUUAGUUUCUCACAUUUCAUGCUUAUAUCUAUUCAGAAUUUUCUUGUAAUGAAAUACUCUUCAUCUACUCUUACCACAGCAGUGUGAUUUUCUUUUCUAAAUGUAGGAAGGCCAUGAAACAUAUGCAUUGUAAUUAAACUGGAGGCCUAAGAACAAAAUAUUUUUCUUCUGCUGAAGUUUUAAGUAACUACGUGUCAUAAACCAGGUCUUUUGAGACAAAUCUUGAGCUGUUGUCAGGAACCACAAUGCUACCCUGGGACUGUUAACUCUUUAAAAUAUUGCAGAGGAGAAAUAUUCCAGUAUUCACCAUGGCUUUGAUGUGUUGGUAGCUCUUGUGUCCCAGGCCUCAAAGCUGGACAGGGUCUAGCCUUUGAGAGCUGGCACUAGGGAGCUGGUUGUCCACCUUCACCUAGAACAAAGAAAAGAUGACCAACCAUCUCCAUUCUUUCCUUCUCUUUAUGCUUAGUGAAAUAAGCUAGACACAAAAGGACAAAUAUUAUAUGAUCUCAGAGAUAUAAAAUAAUUAGAAUAAGCAAAUUCAUAGAGUUAGAAUCUAGAAUAUAGGUUACCAGGGGCUGGGUUAAGGAUAGAAAAUGGGGAGUUAAUGCUUAAUUUGUACAGAAUCUCUACUUAGGUUGAUUAUUACAAAGUUUUGGAAAUGGAUAGUGGCAAUGGUAGCGCAAUAUUGUGAGUGUAAUUAACAGCACUGAAUUAUACAUGUGAAUAUGGUUAACAGGUGAAAUUUUAGGUUGAAUAUUUACUAGAAUAAAAAUUGAAAGAUAAAACAGGACUGUAAAACAGUGAACCCUACUGUAAACAACAGACUUAAGAGAUAAUAGUACAAGUAUUAAAAAAAGUUCUUUCAUGAAUUAUAACAAAUGUACCACACUAAUGCAAUAUGUUAAUAUGGUAGUAGAUGGGAAAAAUACACCAAAUGUAAACUAUGGACUUUAGUUAUUUGCACAAUUUUAAUAUUCUUAUAUCAACUGUAACAAAGCUAUUACACUAAUGCAAACUGUCAAUGAUAGGGAAGUAUAUGGGAACACUAUUGUUUACAGGACUUUUCUGUAAACCUACAACUUCUAUAAUUAAAAAAAUAAAAAAACUGUAGGGUUAAAAAAAAUGCCAGUGUCUCAGAUGGCCCUAAUAAAAUGGUAAAUACUAAAUUCAGUAAGUGAUUAUUACACUGAAAUUAUGUAGGAUGCAAAAUGUACACUGAAGUCUUUACCUCCACAAUCAGUAUGAUUUUGAGUUCCUCUGUGGUGAUGAACAUCAAUUUCUUCAUAAACAGCUCUGAAACAAAAAAAGCCAUUAUGGCAAAAGGAUUAUAUUUCAAUCAAUUUCAAAGUACUAUUUUGGUUUUUAACUGCCAGUACGUUAACCAAAAAUGUGGUACUGUUACAGGUGUUCAGGCUACACCAGAGAAAGAUUUCUGUCCUGAAACUUACACUCUUAACUUUCUUAAAUUCUGAUGUUGCAAUUCUUGUGUAUCUUACAAAUAUCUAUAGUGUAUAACCAAUUCAUUUUCACUUGUGAGUUAAAAUAUAUGGCUCAUAUUUUGACAAACAGUUUGCUUUCUGCUAAAAAAGAAAAUCUGUUCAGCUUUUCUUGGUUUCAAAACUUAAAAAGAAAUACAUAAAACACUGUGUUCCAGCUUAUUUAGCCUAUGGGAUUAUAGUCUAGAUGCCUAAGCAACCUUUGCUUAUAACUGUCCUAUUUGUACCUUAAAUACAGUUAUCUUCUGUGACACCCUUCAUAUGUCUGUAACUAGAAAACAAUCCCACAAACAUGGCAUUCAUAUAUACAAUAAAGCAAAACAUGGCUGGAGAAAAAUCUCAUAAAAAUCAUAGCACUAUAAAGCCAUGAUCACCAGCUUCAUUUAUACCCCCAACAUAGCCCUGCAAUCUUAAUAUGUUUCUAAAAUAAGUUUUUUCUCUCAUUUUCCAUAAAACUAUUUCAAUCUUCCUUAUUCUCCUCAAGCCUCUGAUCCUUCCUUCUUACUCUCAGCUAGAAAUUCUACGUCUAAAUAAAUUAAAUGCCAUGGUAUGGAAACUUCCUUAUCUUCUCAUCACAAAAUCUUCAAGUAUAUUUUCAUCUGCACUUAUCCUCUCCUUCUAUGCUACUGUAGGAUUCACCCCUGCCUUCCCAAACACCACUAUUCAGUUACACACCCUUCCUAAAUAUUCAACUCCUCCCUCUACUGAUCCUACCACUCAGUGUUCAAAGAUGCUCUGGCAUCUCCCAUUUUAUAAAAUAGCCCCUAAACCCAUAUCUACUAACAGUAACACCUCAUUAAUCUGUCUCUAGCUGCCAAACCACUUUCCAUCAUCCUAUUCACAUUUAAGUUUCUAUUAAGUUAUCUCUAAAUUGUCUCUACUUCAUCUUACUUUUUAACACAUUGAAAUUUGGCUUCUGUCCUCAUCAGUCUACCAGAAUGACUUACUAAAAUAUCAGUAAUUUCCAUGUUACUUAUUCCAGUAUAUAGUUUUCAGUCCUUGUCUCACUUGACCUCAGCAAUGCUCAUCACAGUUGUGCACUCACUUCUCUUUGCUUCCAAAUUACAGUUUCCACAUCUAGUAACAGGCUCCCUGUUGUGUUUUGCACUCUUGGCUCUGGCUUUUCCGUUUCCUUGAACGCGCCAAAAUUCUUUCCUUGGAGUCUUUGUACAAGUUGUUCCGUGGGGCUAAAACACUCAUUCCCAAACUUGUCACUUGACUAGUAACUGUAGGUUUCAGCUUUAAUGUCACUUCCGCAAGCUCUCUAACCCUCAUUUAAAUUGGCUCUCCCUGUUAUACAUUCUCAACUCACCAUUAUUUCAUACCAUUAACAAAUUGUAAGCCCAUGUUUACUUGCUCAUUUGUUCAAUUUCCAUCUCCACAUUAGAUUUAACCUCUAUGAGGAGAGGGAGCAUAUGUCUCUUAGUCAACAUUAUAAAUUAGGCACCAAUCACAGUCUCUGGUACACAAUAAGUGUUCAAUAUAUUUGCCAAAUGAAUCAUAUAUAUGUGUAUAUAUUUGUGUGUAUAUAUAUGCAUUUUUAUGUGUCUUCAUAAAUAUUGUACUGUAUGUCCUGCUAUAGCAAAAAUUCUUAAUCUGGGGUUCAUGGACAAUCAUUGAUUUGUAAUCUCAGAACUUUUCUUCAAGAUGCUGUGCUUUUCUUUGGAGAGAAGUUCCCUGAAUUUUACCCAGAAAUUACGAACUGCAAUGAUAGAGAAUUCCCAAGUUUCAACCUCUAGCUUCCCUACUAUUUCUCUCACCUUCGAUAUCUUUUGUACUGUCAUAUCUACUUACAGUUAUCUAAGUGGAAUAAAAUAAACUUUUCUUCCUAUUUGGAGGCAGAAUAAAAAAAAAAUUCAACUUCGAUAGCAAACCUACUUUAGUAUCAAUUAUUUCUAAUCCCUUAAAUCACAAAUGUAUUCAGUGGUACUUUAGUAAGCAGAAUAAUGACCUGGGGUAUUUUCACAAUCCUAAAUUAGGAAAAAAUACUUAGUGGACUCUUAAUUCUAGAAGAUUUAAUCAUAAAUUA